Messenger RNA from Coprinopsis cinerea okayama7#130, 408 nucleotides. RefSeq names its product NADH dehydrogenase 1 alpha subcomplex subunit 6. NCBI's taxonomy places the organism in Eukaryota, Fungi, Basidiomycota, Agaricomycetes, Agaricales, Psathyrellaceae. The record is from RefSeq and is a predicted model, not a curated record. The coding region runs from base 1 to 408 and encodes 135 amino acids. Gene Ontology annotation, biological process: response to oxidative stress. The transcript is spliced from 3 exons.
AUGACGAGGGCAUUCACUAUUCCCGCGCGACUAGCCCGCUCGACGGGUGUUUCGUCGAGCCCUGCUGAGGCUAGGAGGAAGGUUUUGGAGUUGUACAGGGACUGGUAUCGUUCGGCCCCCGAAAUCUGCGCCCUCUACGCCCUCAGCGUCUCCCCCGCCUACGUCCGCCACGCCAUCCGCCAAAAAUUCGAGAAAAACCGCUACCUCACCGACCCCCGCGCCAUUGAUGUUUUGAUCCUCAAGUCCCGCCAGGAUUACCAGGAGACGAUGAACUGCUGGAACCAGACGGAUCAUGUUAUGGGCUUGCUGUUGAAUACGGAGGAGAGGCCGCAGAGGACGUUUUUGCAGAAGUUUUAUGAGGGGCGGGACGAGGACGCUUCCAGGCCUGCUGCUACCGGUGUCCUAUAA